GCGGUACAAAACAAAACUGUUCAACGUAGAUGUUCAGGAAAACUGGUAAUCUAUCGUUUUAGGUACGUAAAAUCGCCCGCGACUAGAAGUCUAUGAUAAGUAAUGUGAAAAACAGGGCUUAAAAGCUUUUGACUAAUAAAUAUUACAUAGGCUAUUUUAAAGGCCUAAUCUAAGGGUUGUGGUAAUACUUUGACAUUUACUGUGUGAUUAACUGAAAGCUUAUUGAGACUGACUCAUCUCUGUUAUUUUUAAUCUUUUGCGGGUGCUUUAUGAAAAAAACAAUUUAGUAAAAAAGUAAUUAGAAAUGAGUAAAUCAGCUUCAGAUCAUGUCUCAAGUCCCACAAAAAGGACUUAUUAUAAAACAAAAAUUAGCAAAAGCCAAGACAAAAUAAACAUAGCUGGUGAAGGAGAUGUUUUAUCAAGCUCAGACACAAGUAAUCUGACUGAUGAAACAGAAUCUACACAUUCGGACAAGACACAGGAAAAUAAAUCUUCAUCCCCACAAAAUAGCGAUGAAAACAUGGAACCUCCCAGUUUUGAAAACCUCAAAGGAUCCUUCUGGUUAACACGAAUAGUCCUAAUUCGAUAUAUGGGAUUUAUAUAUUUUGUGGCCUAUUAUGUCAGCCUUAACCAGAAUCGACCAUUGUUGGGUAAAAAUGGUUUGCUGCCUGCAAAUGUUUUCUUGAACAAUGUUCGAAACCAUCAUGGCUCCUCUUCACCAUGGACCCUAUUCACCAAUGUACCUACUCUACUGUGGUUUGUAGACUUUGAAGAAAAUAUUGACUACUGGUUGGAUUGCCUUGCUUGGACUGGAUUAGCUCUGGCUUCCUUAAUGAUGAUAACAGGAGCAGGAAACUGGCCUUUAUUACUAAUACAGUGGAUACUCUAUCACUCCAUUGCUAAUGUGGGUCAGACAUGGUUUUCUUUUGGAUGGGAAAGUCAAGUUCUUGAAACAGGUUUUCUAACAACAUUUUUGUGCCCAAUGCUGUCAUUAUCAUCUCUUCCAAAAAAAACACCUACUUCAAAAAUCAUUAUUUUUGCAUAUAGAUGGCUGAUAUUUCGCAUAAUGCUUGGUGCUGGUCUAAUAAAAAUACGAGGUGACAAAUGUUGGCAUGACCUGACAUGCAUGAAUUAUCAUUAUGAGACCCAGCCAGUUCCCAACCCUUUGAGUUACUUCAUGCACCAGUCACCUGAGCCAUUUCACAAGUUUGAAGUCUUGUCCAAUCAUUUUGUUGAGCUUGUAGCCCCAUUUUUUCUUCUGUUGACACGUAAACUGUGCAUGUUUGGGGGAGCCGUUCAAAUUUUAUUUCAGGUUGUUUUGAUCAUCAGUGGCAACCUGAGUUUCUUAAACUGGUUGACCAUUCUACCUAGUCUGGCCUGCUUUGAUGAUGCCAGCUACUCUUGUUUCUUCAGUACAGAAGUCAGAUUGAGAGUGGCUAAACUUAAUGCUGAGAAAAAAUUAGACAAAUGGAGAAUAACACUUCUGAUAAGAAAGGUUUUCAACAUCAGCUUUGGGGUUCUGAUAGUUUACCUAAGCAUACCAGUGGUACAAAACUUGCUGUCUCCAAGACAAGCCAUGAACACAUCAUUUGAUCCUCUUCGUUUGGUUAACACAUAUGGUGCUUUUGGCAGCAUCACCAAGAAGAGGACUGAGGUGAUAUUUGAAGGAACAAAUAGUUCUUCUCCCAGUUCUCCAAAUGCUGUGUGGGAAGAGUAUCAGUUCAAGUGCAAACCUGGAGAUGUUUUCCGCAGGCCAUGCAUUAUAUCCCCAUUCCACUACCGCCUAGAUUGGCUCAUGUGGUUUGCAGCUUUUCAAAAUUACAACCACAAUCCCUGGUUGAUACACUUGGCAGCUAAGUUCUUGUUGAAUGAUGAACAAACGGAAUCUCUGAUUGCUUUUAACCCUUUCUCUGGAAGAUCUCCACCAAAAUAUGUACGUGCUGAGCAUUACCGUUAUGUGUUCUCUAAAAUUGGUUCACCUGAAGCCAAGCUGGGCCAGUGGUGGAAGAGAAAAAAGAAAGGUGUCUACCUUCACCCUGUCUCUCUGGAAAUGUUGGCUCCUACCAUUAAGCACAUGGGUUGGCCUGUACCAAAGCUUACCAGAGGGAAUGUUGAGCAAGAAUUGUGAAUUAUUUGUUUAGAUUAAAUUGUGUUUAUAUUCAUGUGCAUACUCCUUGGUUAUAUUACAUUUGUAAGCAACUUUGUGAAUCUUUUUUCAGUGAAUUUUCUGACAAAGUUGUUUGUGACCAGCACUUAAGUCUCACUGUGUUAGUGAUCACAGCAGUUAAGGUUCCUUAUCCUGUGUUUUAAAUAGGAUGUCUUACUUAGAGAUUUUUACCUUUAUGGGUUCCCAAUAAAAAAACUAUAUUUCACAGCAACUGUUCAAAGGCCAAGAUAUUUAUAUUUUUCUUGUUAAUUAAAUGUCAUUGGUAUGGGAUCUAUAUCUUUUUUUAUAAUAGCUAAUAAAAAAAAUUUCAUUUGGGUACUAUCCAGUCUCUAGCAGUAUAGAAAGUAAUUACAAUGGUAUUUUAACACUGUUUAGACUAAUUGCAAUAUGUCUAUACUAUACAUGUCUAGAAAAAAAAAUAGCAAAAAGUUAAUG
Molecule: messenger RNA, 2602 nt
Organism: Physella acuta
Lineage: Eukaryota; Metazoa; Mollusca; Gastropoda; Physidae
Product: lipase maturation factor 1
Biological process (GO): protein maturation
Cellular component (GO): endoplasmic reticulum membrane
Source: RefSeq, a predicted model, not a curated record